AUGGCUCUGGCCUUCCACACCUGGAACAUCGCUUCGCCCCUCUCGACCCGUGCAACAACGGCCAUCUCUCGUGCAUUUAUCAGCUCGGUUGCUUCGUCGACAUCCCCUGCCUCAACUUCUGCCUCUGCCUCUGCCUCUCACGAGCAUGUGCAGGAUAUACAGACCUCUGCUGCUGGAGAGCAACUCGACGCAGCCCGUAAUAGAUCUCGCCGCCGCUUUCAUAAGACCCGACGCCAGGCGGUUUGCCGAUCUUUGGGAUCUCAAGCCGCGGACGAUUUGAUCAAAGAUUCCACCAAGGCGAGAUCGAUCGAUGUCUAUAAGCAGAGGCAUAAAUCUGGGGCACCCUCGUUAUCGAUAUCCUCUUCAAUCAGGGAUGAUCUAUACGAUUUGACAAGGUCACCAAAGGCGUUCCAUAAGCGAAAGUCUGAGCAGGAUCCCGCUAUCGAACAAGUCACAGACCUAGAUCUCCGCCUUACUUCAGAUGAGUCCAUCCAGUACACGCAAAAGGCACCCACGAUUAACGAAAGUGAAAUAGAAGAAAUUCUUGGGAGUUCGACAUCAACAAGUCAUACCACCAAACAAGACGAAGGAAAGCUUGGGAUCGCAGGAACGAUAUCUGCAAGAGAAGUGUCGAUCAAUGAACCUAUGAGAGAUAUGAAGAUAGCCCGACUGCGGAAAGCUUUGGGCAGGGUCCUGUUUAGCCCAGGAGUCAUCCCACUUCGAGACUCUAGGACUGGUGUCUGGAACUUCGAGCCCAGCUUACAUGAUAUACCGCAACCAGACAAAUUCGCAUUUCAUCGUUGUCCACCUUAUAUCACCCCGUCGCAAGAUGAGGAACUGAUCGAUUUGGCAAAACAACAAGGGUGCAGUUUUGUCGGUUCGACGUCUACUUUGACCAAAGCUUUGAGCCAAAUCUACUUUGCUAUCAGUGGCGGGAAGGGCGUCGAUCUGUCAACUCUUAGUCAAGAUUUUACCUCUGAGAUGUCAAAUGGUAUAUACUCCGUCGAUAGCGAUAAGCGAUGGGACAUUGAGAACGUGAUCAGCGAUUUUGGCCGUAUACUCGAAAAGAUGCUCACCUGCGAGGUUCACGACUUCAAGCGGUUUCUGCUAAGCAGUCCUGAAUCGGCUGUCAACUCGCUUCUGAUGCGUUCUCAACUGGAUUGUCACGAUCCGAGGUUACCUGGAAACGGUGUUUUCGACAUCAAAACCCGAGCAUGUCUACCUGUGAGGCAUGAUCGCGCCAAUUAUCUAGCGAACUCCGCCUAUGAUAUUUCCAAGGAUCGAGGUUAUACCCAAUCCUACGAGAGAGAAUACUAUGAUCUUUUACGUGCUGGUAUGCUCAAGUUCAGUUUCCAAGUCCGUAUCGGUGGCAUGGAUGGUAUCUUUCUAGCAUAUCAUAAUACCUCUCGUCUUUAUGGGUUUCAAUACAUAUCCUUAUCCGAAAUCGAUGAACGGAUCUUUGGCUCGACCGAGAUGGCUGAACAAGCAUUCCGAUUGUCCGUUUCCCUACUGGAGCUUUUCUUACAGAAAUCAGUGGCAGAAUUCCCAGACCAGGCAAUCAACAUCCUCCUCAAACACUCCCCUAUCAUAGACGCGCAUAGCGUUACAGCCUAUGUCGAGCCCAAAGACUGGGACUCAUCGGCUGGAGAACGACCUAUCAGAGCGAUCACACUGACCAUGAAUAACGUACUUGACGGGUCGGUCAACUAUACAAUCUCGUAUAACGAGGUGGACGAAGAGGGUAUCAAGAAAGCUCGAAGAGGACUACAUCGUUUACAACAGGAUCUGCUAGCUAUGAACAGCCUUGUAGUGCCGGCUGGGGAGACUGUCAAAAGCAUGACCCGAAAGGAUGUCAUCACACGUCGCCGUGAGAAGAAAGAGCAUCAAAAACAGGGCGAGGAUCAGUCAGCGAUACCCGACGAGGAAGCAGAGUCGUACUCUAAAAUCAGGUGGCGAGAGCCUGGAGCUCGUCAGAUAAAGUUGCGAGAAGAGGCGCAGGAGAGUGGUCAAGCUUAUGAGAAACGAAAAAAGACUUGGAGAAAAGGGAAGUUUGCAUGGUCAACUUGA
Molecule: messenger RNA, 2067 nt
Organism: Kwoniella botswanensis
Lineage: Eukaryota; Fungi; Basidiomycota; Tremellomycetes; Tremellales; Cryptococcaceae
Exons: 15
Coding region: 1-2067 (688 amino acids)
Biological process (GO): mitochondrial RNA 5'-end processing
Cellular component (GO): mitochondrial envelope; mitochondrion
Source: RefSeq, a predicted model, not a curated record